AAAAUCAUUAGAGAUCAAUGGAUGGCUGCCGGAUGGUCGGAGUGGUGGAAUGAGAGAAGACGAGAAGGAAGAACAAUCCCUACAGCAAGAACAGAGAGUUGAGGAUGGAGUGAUGAUGGGAUGGAUGUGAAUAUGGGCCAGUGGGCAGGCAUACGAGCUCCUCUCCUCGGCCUGGCCCUUCUGCUGCUUUUGCUGCUCUUCCAGCCGCUGCCCUGCUGUGGCCGGAACCCCCAGGCAGCUCCUCAGGAUGCUCCGCACUUCGGCUUCACUCAGGCCGUCUACCAGACCACAGUUUACGAGAACUCUGCAGCACGCACCUACGCCAACAGUAAAGUUAAAAUGGGCAUCCACCUGGCGCUGCGCUCCUGGGAGGUCCGCUACAGAAUCGUCUCAGGCGACGAUGAAGGAUUUUUCAAGGCAGAAGAGUACGUGCUCGGAGACUUCUGCUUCUUACGCGUCAGGACUAAAGGCGGAAACGCAGCCAUUUUGAACAGAGAGAUUCAGGAUAAUUAUGUGUUGACAGUGAAAGCUUCCAUCAAGGGUGAGGCCCUCCUGGAAGCCUGGACGAAAGUCAGUAUUCAGGUCUUGGACAUGAAUGACCUCCGACCCUUGUUCUCUCCCACCACAUACUCUGUCACGAUAGCGGAGAGCACCCCUCUCAGGACUAGCAUAGCACAGGUUACAGCCACUGAUGCGGAUAUUGGCUCGAAUGGAGAGUUUUACUAUUUUUUCAAGGAGAAUAUGGAUCUAUUUACAGUACACCCAACCAGUGGGGUCAUUUCACUCAGUGGAAAACUAAAUAUUGAGGAACAGAACCGGUAUGACUUAGAAAUCCUGGCAGUGGACCGUGGCAUGAAACUGUACGGGAAUAACGGGGUCAGCAGCACGGCCAAGCUCUUCGUCCAUGUGGAGCGUGUCAACGAACACGCUCCAGUCAUGCAUGUUGUCACUCUCAUCCCAUCAUGGCUCAAUAAAAAUCCUGUGUAUGCCAUGGUCACUGUGGUGGACCUGGAUGAAGGUUUAAAUGGAGAGAUAGACUCUGUGGUCAUUGUUGCUGGAGACUCCUCACAGCUAUUUUUCAUAGAAAGUUCUGAGGAAGGUCAGUUUGCAGUGAAGGCCUCAGAGUCGGUGGACUGGGAGGUCUACCCUUAUGGUUGCAACCUCACUUUACAAGCUAAAGACAAGGGUACCCCACAAAGGUUCUCCAGCCUAAAGGUUGUCCAAGUGAUGGUCAAGAAAAAGCAAGCAGCAGAAGCUAAAUUUGAGCAGGAGUUGUAUGAUGUUAGUCUGAAUGAAAUUUCGCCGCCAGGCACAAUCGUAGUGGCAGUUAGACUGAAACCAGAGCCUGAAGACGCAGAGUAUAUCCUCACCCCCUCAGCGGAUUCAGCUUUCUUCCAGAUGAACACGUUAACGGGCGUGAUCUCCACCACUCGCUGGUUAAGCCAGUUCAACCAGGAUGUUUUUAAUCUCGAAGUGUUGGAAGUAGAUAGUGAGCUCAGGGUUAAGGUUCGAGUCACCGUUGAGGACGCUAACAACAAUGCUCCAACAUUUGCUCAGUCGUCUUAUGAGGUUUUUGUAAAUGAAAGUGUUGCAAUUGGUACGAGUGUGUUAACAGUUUCCGCAGUGGAUGAAGACAAAGGAGAAAAUGGCUACAUAACCUACAGCAUUUCCAGCCUUCACCCAUUACCCUUCAAAAUUAAUCAGUUUUCUGGUGUCAUUAGCACCACAAAUGAAUUAGACUUUGAAUCACCAUCAGAGAGUUUUGUGUUUGUUGUAAGGGCAUCAGACUGGGGCUCACCUUACAGGCGAGAGAGUGAAGUCAACAUAACCAUCAACAUUGAGAAUGUCAAUGAUAAUCAGCCGCUGUUUGAGAAGAUAGCAUGUCAAGGGGCCAUCUCUCGAGAUUUCCCAGUAGAUGAAGUGAUCACCACCAUGUCUGCAAUAGAUGUAGAUGAAUUAGAGCUGGUAAAAUACAAGAUCAUUUCAGGGAAUGAAUGGGGGUAUUUUGACCUCAACCCAGAUUCAGGGGUACUAGCAUUGAGGCAUUCCCUAGCCACUGCCAGUCCAAAGAAUGGCAUCUUUAGUCUGAAAAUUACUGCCACAGAUGGUGAGAACUUUUCUGACCCCAUGUUUGUUAACAUCUCAGUUGUUCAAGGAAAAUCACCCAAAGGUUUCAACUGCAAAGAGACCAGAGUAGCUCAAAGGUUAGCAGAGAAGUUACUCAAAAAGUCCAAAGCCAGCACCAAGCCCAAAAUUGAAGAAGGCUUUAUUGACCUUUUCUCUGUCAAUCGGCAAACACCCCAGUUUGACAAAGCGUUUCCCACAGAUAUAGCAGUGCGGGAAGACCUGGAGGCUGGUUCGAGUGUGUUCAAGGUGAAUGCGUACGAUGGUGAUACAGGUUUCAAUGGUCAGAUUCUCUAUUCGAUUUCAGAUGGUAACACUGACAGCUGUUUUACUAUUGACAUGGAGACUGGCCUCAUCAGGGUCUUCCAGCCCAUGGACAGAGAAAAGAGAGAUCGUUAUCUCCUCAACUUAACUAUCUAUGACUUCGGGCUGCCACAGAAAACCACUUGGCGUCUGCUUGCUAUCUACAUUGAUGAUGCCAAUGAUAACGCACCUCAGUUUUUGCAAGAGGGAGGCUAUCGAAUUGUUAUACCUGAAAACACAGCCAUAGGUACAGAUGUCAUUCAAGUCGAGGCCACAGACAAAGAUCUUGGAUCCAAUGGGCAGAUUAUCUACUCAGUUUUGACCAGUGUCACACAAUUUGGUAUCAACUCCACCACUGGGAUUGUGUAUGUUGCUGGUCAACUUGACCGGGAGUUUAUCGCAACUUUUAACCUGAAGAUUGAGGCUCGGGACAGAGCAGAGAAAGGGAGCCAGAGGUUUUCUGUCACCUCUUUGAAAAUUAUUUUGGAGGAUGUUAACGACUGCCCCCCACUCUUUAUUCCCAGUUUGUACAGAGCCAAGGCCCUUGAGGACUUCCCAGUUGGAACUGUUGUGGCCUGGUUAGAAACCCAAGACCCAGAUCUGGGGUUGGGAGGCCAGGUUCGCUACUCUCUUGUUAAUGACUAUAACGGAUGGUUUGAGGUAGACAGAACCAGUGGGGCUAUUCGACUAACGAAGGAGCUGGAUUAUGAGACUCAACAGUUUUAUAACCUCACUGUGAGGGCGAAGGACAAAGGAAGGCCCGUUUCCCUUCUGUCUGUCACAUUUGUGGAGCUGGAGGUGAUAGAUGUGAAUGAAAACCUCAACACGCCGUACUUCACCCACUUUGCCCUGUCAGGAUUGGUAAAAGAGAAUGCACGCAUUGGGACCACCCUAAUCCAUGUCACUGCCCACGACGACGACAGUGGCAGAGACGGAGAAAUUCAGUACUCGAUCCGUGACGGGAGCGGGCUGGGCCGGUUUGCCAUCGAUGAAGAGACAGGGGUCAUCUACACCACUGACAUGCUGGACCGUGAGACCAAGGACUCGUACUGGCUGACCGUCUAUGCCAGUGACCAUGGUGUGGUUCCUCAGUUUGCUGCUAUUGAGGUGUUUGUGCAAGUGGAGGACGUUAACGAUAAUGCCCCGCUGACCUCAGAACCACUGUACCGGCCCUCAGUCCCAGAGAACUCCCCACGAGAUGUCUCUGUGAUCCAGAUCCAGGCCCAGGAUCCCGAUGCCAUGCCAGGAGGACCCGACAAGCUCAGCUACCGCAUCGUCAGCGGAAACCCUCAGAACCUUUUCACCAUCAAUUCUCGCACAGGUCUGAUCACCACAACCUCCAGGAGACUGGACCGCGAGCAGCAGACGGAACACGUCCUGGAGGUGUUGGUGUCAGAUGGAGGUCCCAGUCCAAGACAGAGUACAGUCUGGGUGAUGGUCCAGGUCCUGGAUGAAAACGACAACAAGCCCAUGUUUCCGGAGAAGGUUUAUCAGGUCAAACUACCAGAGCGAGAACGCAAAAAGAAGGGGGAGGCCAUCUACCGCGUCUUCGCCUAUGACCUUGACGACGGGCCCAACAGUGACCUCUCCUACAGCAUCGUGGACGGCAACGAGGAUGGGAAGUUCUUCAUUGACCCCAAGACCGCCAUGGUGUCAUCACGCAAGGCCUUCAGUGCCGGCAGCUACGACAUUCUGACCAUCAAAGUGACCGAUAACGGCCGUCCUCAGAAGUCAUCCACGACUCGCCUCCACAUCGAGUGGAUGCGCCGGCCUCCUCCGUCGCCUCUGCCGUUGCUAUUUGAUGAGAACUUCUACAAUUUUACCAUCAUGGAGAACGACAAAGUUGCUGAGAUUGUGGGGGUGGUCUCCGUGCAGCAUAGCCCCGCCCCCUUGUGGUUUGACAUCACAGGUGGGAACAUGGACAGCUUGUUUGACAUCGAGAAGGCCGUGGGCACGAUUGUCAUCGCCAAGCCUCUGGACGCAGAGCAGCGCUCCUUCUACAACCUGACGGUGCAGGCGACAGAUGGCACCAACACGGCGUACACACAGGUUCAUAUUACCAUUAUGGAUAACAACGACAACACUCCCGUCUUCUCUCAGGCAACUUACGACAUCAUGAUUUCUGAGGACACUGCCCCUGACACAGAGGUGGUCCAGGUUUUGGCAUCAGACCGUGAUGAGCACCAUCAUUUGGCCUACUCCCUGCACAGCUCCAUCGACCCCACCAGCCUGCGUCUGUUCCGGAUCCACCCCACACUUGGAACAAUUUACACCACCCAGAGGCUGGACCACGAGGCCUGUGCCCAGCACAUCCUCACUGUCAUGGUGAAGGACCAAGAGUUUCCCUACAGAAAGAACCUGGCUCGUGUGCUGAUUGAAGUAGAAGAUGUGAACGACCAUGUCCCUAUCUUUACCAGUGCUCUGUAUGAAGGUUCAGUCUACGAGUCAGCAGCAGUGGGGUCGGUUGUGGUCCAGGUCACCGCACUUGACAAAGAUAAGGGCGAGAAUGCAGAGCUGUGGUACUCUGUCGAAGCAGGGAACGCUGGAAAUGCAUUCCACAUUGAGCCAGUUUUGGGUAUCAUCAGUGUUGCACGUGACUUGGACUUGUCCAACAUUGGCCAUUAUGUUCUCACAGUGAGAGUGACGGACAGUGGCUCCCCUCCCCUGACCACCACCACCAUUGUACGGAUUGCAGUCACUCUUUCUAAUAAUGCUGGGCCAAAGUUCCCCCAGCCGGAGUACCAGGCGGAGAUCUCAGAGAAUGCACUGGUCGGGACCUCUGUUACCACAGUCACUGCUGUCAGUCGGUCCACUCUUACUUAUGAUAUCAAGCAGGGCAAUACUGGACGCAUCUUCCAGAUCAAUCAGUACAGUGGCGUUGUCACGACUCAGAAGCCUCUAGACUACGAGAUGGCAGCAUCGUACAUCCUGACAGUGCAGGCUACCAACAUGGCUGGCAUGGCUUCCAAUGCCAGCCUUUUGAUUCAGAUUCUGGAUGAGAAUGACAACCCUCCGGUGUUCCAGCAGCUGCAUUAUCAUGGCAGCAUUAGCGAGGCCGCACCAGUUAACAGCAUUGUCUUGAACUCUGAUGACUCCCCUCUUGUAAUUAAGGCUACAGAUGCUGACCGCAACCAGAAUGCUCUUUUGGUUUACCAAAUUGUUGAGGACACUGCAAAAAGGUUCUUCACAGUGGACUCUGGAACUGGAUCAAUAAGAACGAUAGCUAAUCUUGACCACGAGACAUUCGCCAGCUUUCAUUUCCAUGUUCAUGUGGGGGACAAUGGCAGGCCACAGUUGACAGCAGACAGUCCAACUGAGGUUACAAUACAAGUUGUUGACACAAAUGAUUCACCACCUUGUUUCACUCAGAACGCCUAUGAAGCUGUUGUGCUGCUUCCGACCUAUGUGGGUGUAGAAGCCCUGCAGGUAUCAGCCAUAGACCCUGACAAAGAUGUCCCUACACAGCUCACUUACUCUCUGGCAGAUGGUGUACUGGAACAUUUUGCCAUCAAGCCAUCCAGUGGAAUAAUCGUAGUCAAAAACAACAACUUCUCCAAAGAACGGUUCCGUUUCAAUGUUAAAGUCUCCGAUGGAAAGUUCUCUGGCACGGCUCUGGUCAUAAUUCUUCUCAGACAGGCUCUGGACUCUGGCCUGAGCUUCACUCACAGCAUUUACUCCUCAUCUAUCCAAGAGAAUAUUUCAGAUAUCACCAAAGUGGCCGUGGUGAAUGCUGUGGGAAGCCGUCUCAAUGAGCCACUAAAAUACACAUUGUUGAAUGCUGGUACACGGUUCAGAAUCCGGCCAACUUCGGGGGUAAUUCAGACCACAGGCAAACCCUUUGACCGUGAAGAGCAGGAGUUUUAUGAGCUGGUUGUUGAGGCAAGAAAGGAACAUGAUCGUCUGCAUGUGGCGAGGGUUAUGGUGAGAAUCCAGGUUGAGGACAUUAAUGACAAUGCCCCUGUGUUUGUUGGACUGCCUUAUUAUGCUGCUGUACAAGUAGAAGCUGAACCAGGAUCACCUAUUUUCAGAGUCAUGGCUGUAGACAGUGACAAAGGCAUUAACGGAGAGGUAGCUUAUCAUCUCAAAGAUGACCAUGGCCACUUUGAAAUCAACAGGCACACAGGCACUCUCAGUCUCAAGAGGGCCUUUGAGUCUGACUUGUCCAAUGCGGAGUACCAGAUGGUGAUCUAUGCCAGAGAUGGGGGUUAUCCACCCCUCUCCUCUGCUGUAGAGUUCCCCAUCACCAUAGUCAACAAAGCCAUGCCUGUCUUUGACAAGUCAUUUUAUUCUGUUUCUGUGAAUGAGGAUGUCCCUGCGCACACACCUAUCCUCGGAAUCAAUGCCACGAGUCCUGAGGGUCAGAGCAUCAUCUACACGAUUGUUGAUGGAGAUCCAGCUCUUCAGUUUGACAUUGGUUUUGAUACUGGAGUCAUAAGUGUGAUCCACUCUUUGGACUAUGAAGUAGCGUCCUCUUUUCACUUGACCGUCAGAGCCACGGACUACCUGACGGGUGCUCGUGCUGAGGUAGACGUGGGUGUGGUGGUUCUGGAUGUGAACGAUAACCCUCCCAUCUUUCAGAAGACAUCAUACAGAGUAGUUUUGUCUGAAACAGCCAUGAUUGGAACUCCAGCACUUCAGGUAAUCGCCAGUGACAGUGAUUCAGAAAGGAACAAUGUUGUCCGCUACCAGAUCUUCUCAGAUGUGCAUAACAGCACAGACUACUUUCACAUUGACAGCAGCAGUGGAUUAAUCCUGACAGCACGUAUGCUAGACCAUGAGCUAGUUCAGCGAUAUGAGUUCAUUGUCAGGGCUACUGAUAAUGGUUUCCCACCACUGACGAGUGACGUGUCGGUCAUGGUCAUGGUGAAUGACAUGAAUGACAAUCCUCCCGUUUUUAACCAGCUGCUCUAUGAGGCUUAUGUGAGUGAGUUAGCUCCUCGGGCCCACUUUGUGACCUGUGUGCAGGCCUCUGAUGCCGACAGCUCGGACUUUGAUAAACUGGAAUACAGCAUUUUGUCAGGGAAUGAAAAUAUGAACUUUGUGAUGGACAAAAUGACAGGAAUAAUAAUGUUGUCCAGCCACCGUAAGCAAAGGAUGGACCCCACCUACAAUCUGAAUGUUUCUGUGUCUGAUGGGGUCUUCACCAGCACCGCACAGGUCCAUGUUCAGGUGAUGGGCGCCAACCUACACAGCCCAGUGUUUCCACAGAAUCACUAUGAAGUGGAGUUAAAGGAGAAUUCUGCUGUGGGCACCAAAUUUAUACAGGUGAAGGCAUCUGAUGCAGACCCUGGAGUGUUCGGUCACAUCACUUAUUCCUUUGUUAACGAUGUGGGCAAGGACCAGUUUAGCAUCGACCCAAGUGGACAGAUCUCCACUCUGGAGAAGCUUGACCGUGAGAACCCAGCCAAUCAGGAAAUACUUUUGACCGUGGUGGCUCAGGACUCAGGUGGACACGUGUCCUACUGUACAGUCCACAUUACUCUGUUGGAUGAUAACGAUAAUGCACCUCGUUUCAGGGACAGUGAAUACAGAGCUUCAGUUAAAUCCGAUGUAGCCAAAGGUUUUUUGGUGACACAGAUUCAGGCUUUUGAUCCAGAUGAUGGCAUCAAUGCCAAAGUGACCUACUCUCUGUACAGCGAGGCACACAUCCCUGUGGUCGACAUUCUGGAAAUAGACCCUGAAAACGGCUGGAUGGUAACGAAAGGCAGCUUCAGCCAUUUGAGAAAUUCUGUAUUAUCUUUUUUUGUGAAGGCUGUGGAUGGAGGAAAUCCAGCCCGGCAUUCUCUAGUCUCAGUCUACAUCCAUGUUUUAUCUCCAGAAGCUUUUAUCCCUCCCUUCAGCCAACCACAGUACUCCUUCAGUGUUCCAGAGGACACCCCCAUAGGCACCGCUGUGGGGAAGGUGCACCUCAACACUCCUGUAGGAUAUUCUUCACUCAUUAUUUGCUUCACACCGGUCAGUGGAGAGACCAGUGAAAACAACCAAGAUGGGGUGUUUGUGGUGGAAAAGGAUACGGGUGUCAUCAAGCUGGAUAAGCUUUUAGACCAUGAAGUCGUCAAGAGCUACCACUUUAAAGUCAGUGCUACAGUACAGCAGGCCAAGCUGGAUUCUGUGACUAAUGCUGACGUUGAAAUUAAAGUGUUGGACCUGAAUGACAACAAACCAGCCUUUGAGGCCAGCACCUACGAGACCACGGUCAUGGAGGGGAUGCCCACUGGAACCAGAAUCAUUCAAAUACAAGCACAAGACCCAGACUCGGGGGGCAACGGACAGGUGACAUACGGCCUCGGAACGUUACUCCAGUCAGACGAGCAUUCGCAAACACUGGUCAACAUUUUUAGCAUUGACAGCAACACGGGGUGGAUCUCCACACUUAAGGACCUGGAUCACGAGACCAGUCCCUCCUACACGUUCACAGUCGUGGCCUCAGACCUUGGUGAGCCUGCGUGUCUUUCCACUACCACCACGGUCACAGUGGCAGUGAUGGACAUCAACGACAACCCACCCAGGUUCCUGGAACAGCAGUACUUUGGUUCCAUUCAGGAGAGCGACCCACCAGGAGAGGUUGUGGCUGUGCUGAACACCAGAGACGACGACAGCUCCGCGGUCAACCGUCAAGUCAGCUACCACAUCACCGUUGACAUCGUGAUGUUGAACCACCGUCACGAUGCAGAUAUUUGUUCGAGGAUUUCCCUGAAGAUCAGAGUGAGGACAGAUGAUUAUGGACUCUAUGGCCUGUCAGCUGAGAUAUGUCAGGGUUGUGAUCCAGGCAGCGGCUCUGCUGAGCAGGCCGUGUAUUCUGCAUCUAUUCCGGAGGAUGUCCCGGUCAACAGUGUGGUUCUGAGGGUUGAGGCCACAGACACUGAUGUUGGUGUCAGUUCCUGGAUCCAGUACUCAUUAUAUGGUCCCGGAUCAGAGGACUUCAGCAUGGACCCUGAAACCGGCGAGUUGAAGACGUCUGUGGUUCUGGACCGGGAAGUGACGCAGCACUACUGGAUGGUAGCCCAGGCGACUGAUGGUGGAGGCCGAUGGUGUCGUGCUGAGGUGAAGCUGAUGUUGAUGGAUGUGAAUGACAAUCCGCCCGUAUUCACCAUGUCACAGUACACUGCCAGUGUGUACGAGGACACGCCCACCAAGGCCCUGCUCACCCGCAUCCAGGCUCUAGACCCUGAUGAAGCUGGUCCGGGUCGUAUGGUGGUCUACUCCCUCAUUGAUUCUGCCGGAGGUUUUUUCUCCAUCGACAAGUCCUUGGGCAUUGUGGUUCUGGAACGCAUCCUGGACCGUGAGGUCCAGCCAUCCUAUCAGAUAACAGUCCGGGCUUCAGACCAGGGUUCGCCACUUCCACUUUCCUCACUGGUCAAUGUCACGAUUACUGUGUUGGAUGUCAACGACAACCCGCCGGUGUUUGAGCGACGUGAUCAGCUGGCAACUGUGCCAGAGGAUGCAGGAGUGGGAACAGAGGUUCAUAGAGUCUAUGCUGCCAGUAAGGACAUUGGGGCCAAUGCUGAGAUUACGUACAGCAUCCGAUCCGGCAACGAGUAUGGCAAGUUCCACAUCCACCCUGUUACUGGUGCCAUUUUAGUCGCCCAGGCUCUGGACUAUGAGACGUGCAGGGACUAUUUCCUGUCAGUGGAGGCUCGUGACGGCGGCACGCCACCACUGAGUGCCAUUACCACAGUCAAUAUAAACCUGACAGACGUCAAUGACAAUGCACCCAUCUUCAGCCGUGAGCUCUACACGGCGGUCGUGUCAGAGGACGCCACCAUAGGAGAGUCUGUAGUCCAGCUCUCAGCAGAAGAUGUGGACAGUCCACUGAACAGGGCGGUACUCUACUCCAUCGUCAGUGGAGAUCGGGACAACCAGUUCUUCAUUGACCCACUUAGUGGGGUCAUCAAGGUCAACAAGCAGCUGGACCGUGAGACAGUUCCUGGCUACUCAUUGGUCAUCAGAGCCCUGGACAGCGGCGUGCCAGCCAUGUCGUCCACUGUGACCGUGAACAUCGACAUCUCUGACAUUAACGACAACCCGCCCACCUUCUCCCCCGCCAACUUCACCGCUGUCAUCCAGGAGAAUAAGCCAGUUGGCACGAGCAUCCUACAGCUGUCUGUCAUCGACCAAGACUCCUCCCAUAAUGGCCCGCCCUUUGACUUCCACAUAGUGUUUGGAAAUGAAGGUGGAGAGUUUGUGCUUGAGAAAGAUGGAACACUUUUGGCCAAUCAGGUGUUCAGGAGAGACAUCGCCACUGAAUAUGUUAUUCAGAUUCAGGUGAUGGACUCCGGUAAGCCCCGCCUCUCCUCCUCGUCCACAUUGACAGUUAGAGUCAUUGAAGAGAGCCUCCAUCGCCCUGUGGCGCUGCCACUGGAGGUUCACAUUGUCACCAUGGAAGACGAGUUUCCUGGGGGUGUGAUUGGUCAGUUGCAUGCAACUGACGCUGAUCCCUAUGACGCACUGGUCUUUGGCCACGCCCCGCCAUCCCAGCGUAGUCUCUUCAAGAUCAGCCCUCGUGAUGGCAAGAUCAUUGCCUUGGGUGGGUUGGACGCAGGCAGGUACUCCCUCAACGCAAGUGUCAGCGACGGCCGCUUCGCUGUACCAGUGCCCGUGAGUGUACAUGUAGAACAGGCGACGCCGGAGAUGCUGCAAGAGGCAGUGACGGUGCGCUUUGAGAGCAUCGCACCCCAAGACUUCGUGGCGUUGCACCUGAAAAGUGUGUUCAAGGUGCUGCAGCAGGCCGCGGCCUCGCAGCAGCAGGACAGGCUGCACAUCCUCAGCCUGCAGCCAGUCGGGGGCACGCAGCAGCUUGACAUGCUCGUCGCCGUGGAAACAGUAGGCAGCGGGUACUACAAGGCAGCCUACCUCACCCAGAAACUCAGCACCUCACGGCGGCAGCUGGAGGAGGUGCUCAGGGUUUCAGCCAUUCUGGAGAAGAACUGCUCGGGUUUGGAGUGUCGCGGGGCCCAGUGUGAGCAGAGCAUCAUCUUAGACUCCCACAACCUGGCAACUUACAGCACGCCGCGCAUCAGCUUCGUCUCUCCACGCUUCCACCGGACGUCACGCUGCACGUGUACUGAUGUCAGCUGUGCCGCACCGUCUGAGCAGUGUGAGGACCAGCCGUGUCCAGCGGACAUGCAGUGUAUUUCAGUCGAGGCCACCAGAGGGCGAUAUGCAUGCCAGUGUCCACCGGGAAAACUGGGAGAGUGUGCAGGUGCAGAGUUCCGUAUCAGUGCGAUUGUCAUUGACAACUCCAAAAUCUUCAGGAGUGCCAUUUUAGUCGCCCAGGCUCUGGACUAUGAGACGUGCAGGGACUAUUUCCUGUCAGUGGAGGCUCGUGACGGCGGCACGCCACCACUGAGUGCCAUUACCACAGUCAAUAUAAACCUGACAGACGUCAAUGACAAUGCACCCAUCUUCAGCCGUGAGCUCUACACGGCGGUCGUGUCAGAGGACGCCACCAUAGGAGAGUCUGUAGUCCAGAGGACCACAUGGAGAUCAGUCAUCGAUGAGUGGACCACUCCCAACACUCUACAACCUCUCAGCAGAAGAUGUGGACAGUCCACUGACAGGGCGGUACUCUACUCCAUCGUCAGUGGAGAUCGGGACAACCAGUUCUUCAUUGACCCACUUAGUGGGGUCAUCAAGGUCAACAAGCAGCUGGACCGUGAGACAGUUCCUGGCUACUCAUUGGUCAUCAGAGCCCUGGACAGCGGCGUGCCAGCCAUGUCGUCCACUGUGACCGUGAACAUCGACAUCUCUGACAUUAACGACAACCCGCCCACCUUCUCCCCCGCCAACUUCACCGCUGUCAUCCAGGAGAAUAAGCCAGUUGGCACGAGCAUCCUACAGCUGUCUGUCAUCGACCAAGACUCCUCCCAUAAUGGCCCGCCCUUUGACUUCCACAUAGUGUUUGGAAAUGAAGGUGGAGAGUUUGUGCUUGAGAAAGAUGGAACACUUUUGGCCAAUCAGGUGUUCAGGAGAGACAUCGCCACUGAAUAUGUUAUUCAGAUUCAGGUGAUGGACUCCGGUAAGCCCCGCCUCUCCUCCUCGUCCACAUUGACAGUUAGAGUCAUUGAAGAGAGCCUCCAUCGCCCUGUGGCGCUGCCACUGGAGGUUCACAUUGUCACCAUGGAAGACGAGUUUCCUGGGGGUGUGAUUGGUCAGUUGCAUGCAACUGACGCUGAUCCCUAUGACGCACUGGUCUUUGGCCACGCCCCGCCAUCCCAGCGUAGUCUCUUCAAGAUCAGCCCUCGUGAUGGCAAGAUCAUUGCCUUGGGUGGGUUGGACGCAGGCAGGUACUCCCUCAACGCAAGUGUCAGCGACGGCCGCUUCGCUGUACCAGUGCCCGUGAGUGUACAUGUAGAACAGGCGACGCCGGAGAUGCUGCAAGAGGCAGUGACGGUGCGCUUUGAGAGCAUCGCACCCCAAGACUUCGUGGCGUUGCACCUGAAAAGUGUGUUCAAGGUGCUGCAGCAGGCCGCGGCCUCGCAGCAGCAGGACAGGCUGCACAUCCUCAGCCUGCAGCCAGUCGGGGGCACGCAGCAGCUUGACAUGCUCGUCGCCGUGGAAACAGUAGGCAGCGGGUACUACAAGGCAGCCUACCUCACCCAGAAACUCAGCACCUCACGGCGGCAGCUGGAGGAGGUGCUCAGGGUUUCAGCCAUUCUGGAGAAGAACUGCUCGGGUUUGGAGUGUCGCGGGGCCCAGUGUGAGCAGAGCAUCAUCUUAGACUCCCACAACCUGGCAACUUACAGCACGCCGCGCAUCAGCUUCGUCUCUCCACGCUUCCACCGGACGUCACGCUGCACGUGUACUGAUGUCAGCUGUGCCGCACCGUCUGAGCAGUGUGAGGACCAGCCGUGUCCAGCGGACAUGCAGUGUAUUUCAGUCGAGGCCACCAGAGGGCGAUAUGCAUGCCAGUGUCCACCGGGAAAACUGGGAGAGUGUGCAGGUCAUUCGUCUCUGAGUUUUGCAGGUAACAGCUACAUUAAGUACAGACUGUCUGACCGGCUGCAGAUGGAACUGAAGCUCAACAUGAGGAUCAGAACUCUGCAGAGGCGAGGAAUCAUCAUGUACACACACGCUGAGCCGUGCACUGUGCUGAAGUUGGAGGAGGGAAAGCUCUGGUUCCAGUUGGCGUGCAGCUUUGGCAGUGGCACAGGUGGCACCACUGGUGACAUGUUGGGGAUCUCUGGUCGGCGCAUUAACGAUGGCAGCUGGCACACGGUGGCACUGGAGAUUAACCGUAACUUCAGCAGCCUGGCGCUGGACGACAGCUAUGUGGAGCACCGCCAUGGCCCGCCGCUGAUGCAGCUGAUGUCUCCUGACCGAACGAUCUACUUUGGCGCACUGGUUCAACAUCCCAGCUCACGCAGCCUCAUGGACCCGCAGAAGGACCCGCGAGUCAUUGAUGGCUUCCAGGGCUGCCUGGACUCUGUUAUGCUGAACAACAACGAGCUGCCACUACAGAACAAGCGCUCUCGCUAUGCUGAGGUGGUGGGACUGACAGAGCUGAAGCUGGGAUGCAUUCUCCAUCCUGACGCUUGCCUCCAACAGCCCUGUCACAAUGGAGCCACCUGCACCAGCCUGCCAUCUGGUGGGUUUUUGUGCAGCUGUCACCCCCAGUACACCGGAGGGCGCUGUGAAAUGGAGAUCACAGCGUGUGUUCCCAACCCCUGUCAGAACGGAGGCGUGUGUAAGCCCAUCGGUAACGCCUUUCUGUGCAGCUGCAGGAGAGGCUUCAAGGGCCUGAUCUGUGAAGAGGACGUGAAUGAAUGUGACCGCAACAAUCCUGAGGGGGAGUGUGAGAACGGCGGCGUUUGCGUCAACACUCACGGUUCCUUCUACUGUAACUGCACAGCGGGCUUCGUGGGCCAGCGCUGCAGCCUGCGGCCCGUCGUUGUUCCCGACAUGCAAGCGGGCCACGCCGUAGUCGGCAAGGAGGAGCUGAUCGGCAUUGCCGUGGUCCUUUUUGUCAUCGUCACCCUCAUCGUCCUCUUCAUUGCUUUCCGCAAGAAAGUCUUCCAGAAGAACUACUCGCGGAACAACCUGUCUCUGGUCCAGGACCCGGCCACCGCGGCACUCCUUAACAAGGCCAACGGGAUUCAGUUUAAAACCCUUCACUGCUCCCCGGGUGACCCGCUGAACCUGUACUCAGAGCCGGGGCUCGGACCCACGGUGAUAGGAGGAGGUGGGAUGCUGGGACCGCCGCAGGUCCCGGUGAGACCCAUGGCGUACACGCCCUGUUUCCAAGGCGACCAACGGUCCACACUGGAGAAGAUGGUGGAUGGGCGCGGCGUGGAACACACUGAGAUGAGCACCUUCCACUCUGAGUCUCCAAGGAUCCUGGCCGGGUCCACCAGAAGGGGGGUGGUGGUGUGCAGCGUGGCCCCCAACCUGCCGCCGGUGUCACCCUGCCGCUCCGACUGUGACUCCCUGCGCAAGAGCCCGUGGGACAGUGAGGAGGGUAAGAUGGUGGACAUGGCAGAAGACGUCACUUGUUUUUCAGGGAGCAACAAAGGCAGUAACUCAGAGGUCCAGUCCCUGAGCUCCUUCCAGUCGGACUCGUGCGAUGACAAUGCGUAUCACUGGGACACGUCUGACUGGAUGCCGAGCUCCAGGCUGUCGGACAUCAAAGAGGCGCCGGGCUACGAGGCGACUCCAGGGAGCGGCACAGCUGGCGCAGUGCCUCACCUCACAGGGAGCACUCGGGAGCUGGAGUCAGACUACUACCUGGGAGGUUGCGACAUUGACAGCGACUACCCACCUCCCCAAGAAGAAGAGUUCUUGAGCCAAGACCAGCUCCCCCCUCUGCUGCCCACCAAUGAGGACUAUCCUGAGCCCUACUCACCACUUCCUGUCAACCAGCCAGUGUCCAAGGAGAGCACGUUGAGCUCUGGUAGCGCGGGCUGCCAGCACAACAGGCCACACUUCCAUCCCAGCCAGUAUCUGCCUCCCCACCAGCUGCCUCUGGGGGAGUUGCUUCCUGGGGAGGAUUACAGCUCGUCUGUGGGCGGACUUACUCCAGGAAACGGGGACACAGAUGAUAGCGUAUCGCUAAAUAUGCGGCUGUCUGUUGGUGCGUCGUCAGCGUCCGACAUGUCGGCGCCGUGUGAGUGUGAACAUGCCAGCGACUUUGGCAGCGUGGACGAGCUCCGCCGAGGAGUGACCAUCAUCACAGACUCCCAGCAGCAGACCGAAGUGUAACGGAGCAGGCGGCGCCGCGCGGACUAGAACGACAAAACCGCAGCCACAGAUCUGAUGUGUUUUUUAGUCAAACGUGCACAGACAAUGGGCGCGGUGUCAACAGAAGUGUCCUUCACGUGACGGCAUCGAGAAUGUGACUGAGAGAGACACACGCUCACCUGUAAAGUUGUUUGGCUCCGCCUCCUUCACAAAAGUCAAAGGUUUUCUUUUACAGAACUUUUGAUAUUUGGAAACUUUUUAUUGCCCUGAUCCUGUACAUACUUUGUAAAAAAAAAAACAAAAAAAAAACAAAACACAAAGCCGGACCACAUUUCUGAAAACCUUGUGCUGUGGUGACAAUAACAAAAAGAAAAUGGUGGAAGGUUUCACCUAAAAAUGAGCUUCCAGUUUUUUCGUCUUUUAGAUGUUUUGUACAGAAAAGGAGACAAAGCUGCACAAUUUUUUUGUUUUUGUUUUUGCAUCUCUAUAAAACAAAAACAAUACGUGCUGACUUUUAAGUUGAUUCAGUCAACAACACUUUAAUUAUGUCGUUAUGCCAAAAUGUUCAGGUGUUUCUGAAAAUCAUGUUUUGCAGAUAAAACAAUCAAUGACACAAAGAUUUCACAUCGGUGAAACGAAUAUUACAACCUAAAAUCUAAACGUACCUAUUAAAAAGAAAAUGUUUUGGGAAGUUAAAUUUCUUGUUUGUGUGAACACUAAGACAUUAAAGGGGUAAUACUGGGCGAUUCUAUGGUAACGGGAUUACAAUCGGAGCACAUUUUUAAUGAGGAGCUAAAAUAUGGCCAGAUUUUCCUGUCGUCGUAAUUCCGUUACCAUAGAAUCACCUUAUUACACACAGUAUCAACAAUACACUCAUAUAAUAAAUGUUUAUGAGUGCAAUGGUACAAAUAUUUUCAAAAACUGGUCAACAAGGAUUGUUAUCUUUAAAAGAGUGAAAAUAUUCUAUUCACUGCAUGAAGGGAAAACAUUCACUAUUUGGUUGUUAUGACACCUGAAUAGAUUUUGAAUCUGUGUCUGUGUUAAUUACUGAGCUCAUCUGUCCUGCAAAAACAAAACAAAAAAACUUCCUGGAGAUGUGCAGUAAGGUUUUUCUAAGCAAAAUUGUAACUCUAAGAAUGUUUUUUUAAGCACAUCCUGUCGUGGACGCACUCAGACACUCUCCAGGACACUGGACGCCCUCAGGUCAUCCUAACAUCAGCCCACUAGAUUCGUGGUGUGUGACAUGCCGUUAGCAUUACGUUAUGUUAUGUAAUUGUGCUAAUUUUACUGAACUUUAGACAGGUGUUUCUUCUCGGAACAGGAAGCAGAGAGCAGCGGGGCACAGACAGGUCUGUCGCUGAGGAGCUCUGUGGUGUGAAACUACGUUUGCUUUCCUUAAUCCAGCUAAAAUCGCAAUCUGAACUUGUCCAGUUCUUCCUCUUCUACAGCUGCUAAAGGUGUCCCUGCGAACACUGCGGCGGCCUUCCAUAGAGUGAAGCGUACGGGACAAAUCAUGAGGCUCUAUUUAGACGUCAUAUAUUAGAAGAAAACAGGUGUUUAAAAAUGAAGUUUCUCAUCACAAAUCUUCAGCAAACACUGAGCCACUGUAAAAUACUAAUUGUAAUAAUUCAGGUUUCUAGGAAGCUACGUGUUUGUGUGAGUGCUCAGUGAGACACGCCCACCGGAGAUAAAACUUUGUGGAUGUUUAAAAUGAAGCUUCAGCCAUAUUUAGCAGAACAAGGCCAACAAAAACUGAUUCAGCACAACACGGCCCUUUAAUCUGGAUUCUGAAGCCAGACUUUUCGCAUCAGAUGUUAAUUCAGUUCCUGUUCUAUUCUGUUAGUAGAGUUUUUUGUGCCAAACCAGUAACACCCUGCAGGUAGUGACAACAGGAGACAAUUUGAACUGUUUGUGUUGAUGAAGUUGCGAACAUCCCACUGCUCUUCGGAGGCUGAGCUCUGAUCCGGUUUGAUCCGAGCCUGUUUACACGCCACAGAGCGGCGCCAGCUGGACGCUCCGAGAGUUUCGAUGCAUUCCAGAGUUGUGGAUGAUGUUGAAGCAGGACCUGGUCCGGGUCCCUCAGACCUGUACAGUGUACAGAUGUAAGUUGUUCAAAUGCACAUUUUGUACAUACAGAACUUUGAUCCUGAACAGCCUUUGAUCUUUGUGUUGGCUGAAUGUGGACAGUGAGUGUGAAAUACGUUCCACUGACAUCAUUCCGCUGAGACUUGUCACCGUUUUUUACUCCUGCAUGAAUGACGUUUCACCUUCAGUUUGCACAGUACCGAUCUGGAGCAGACGUCCUUUUGUGCUCAUGACGAUGAGUCUUUUUGUAACAUUUCUCUCAUGUGGAAUGUUCGGACAAGUUUCUCUUCUUUGGGUGUGGAACUGAGACAUCUGCUGCCAAAAUGUCUUCUAUCUUCAGCAACUAUCUGUACAAAACAAGUGUUUAUUUUUUACGUUUUGUUUUUAUUCAGUGAAGAAAAUAAAAAAGGUUCUUGCUCA
Messenger RNA from Thalassophryne amazonica, 18108 nucleotides. It is a transcript of the gene fat3a, whose product is annotated as FAT atypical cadherin 3a. Gene Ontology annotation, molecular function: calcium ion binding. The coding region runs from base 121 to 15624 and encodes 5167 amino acids. The transcript has 37 exons. Gene Ontology annotation, biological process: homophilic cell-cell adhesion. Gene Ontology annotation, cellular component: plasma membrane. NCBI's taxonomy places the organism in Eukaryota, Metazoa, Chordata, Actinopteri, Batrachoidiformes, Batrachoididae. The record is from RefSeq and is a predicted model, not a curated record.